AUGUUUGCGGUUCAGGGGGAUCCGGGUCCUUUCCAGGUGUACCAAGAAGGGUCGCCACAGAUGAGCAUCUUGGUGAAUUCAGAUUUCGGAGCCUCAGGUGUCCCAAACUACUUCAGUUCCGACCCGAAGCCGGACAACUGCACCGUGAUCCUGACCCACCGGAGAAAACGGACGAACUUCACCCGGCAGCAAAUCGAGCUGCUGGAGAACGUUUUCUCCGACACCAAAUAUCCGGACAUCUACCUGCGGGAGAAGCUGGAGGCUCUGACUGGGCUGCCAGAGUCCAGAAUUCAGGUGUGGUUUCAGAACAGAAGGGCCAAGUAUCGUCGCCAAAUUGGCUCCUCAGUAUCCACAAAGGUGUCCAACACACCAGCUGGAGAUCCAUUCACCCAUCUUGAAGGUAGAUGGACUCCAGAGAAAGUUUCCGACACGGCAGAGGUCCAUUGGAUAGGUGCUUUCAACGAAGACAGUUUGAGGUCUGCGAUGCACCAAGCCACAGAGAGCGACACACCAUGGACCGGGUUUCUCAACAAACCCAGCAGCUUUGACCGGUCACCACCUUCCUGCUUCUAUGACAAAAAAAACCCCGAAGCGAUGGCGGCAGUGAGGACACGAACGAACAAGGCUGGCCUGAUGAGCACGAGCUGUGACUUCCACAUUUGUUCUAACAAAAGCGAGCAUCGUAUCAAGAUGGAAGCCGACAUGUCCGGUGACCAGGCCCCGAAUUUUCUGAUGGGGUAUGAGAAUUUCCCACCGAAUAAAACCAUAGGUCCGGAGAUGAAAGUUGUGAUUCCACGCAUUACAACCCAAAGUAACUUCAAAAAUAAAGGGUACCAGAUGCAGUAUCCACAGCUGAGGGCCACAGAUGGGUUUGGCCACUUUUCUCUGAUCCAAACCACUGAAACCCACGAUGUCACCGAUUCUGACUCUGAGUGGGAAAACAAGGCUAUAGCUGACUUUGGUGGCUUUAUGUAA
Messenger RNA from Nematolebias whitei (Rio pearlfish), 975 nucleotides. It is a transcript of the gene mixl1, whose product is annotated as Mix paired-like homeobox. Bases 1 to 975 code for a protein of 324 amino acids. Gene Ontology annotation, molecular function: DNA-binding transcription factor activity, RNA polymerase II-specific; RNA polymerase II transcription regulatory region sequence-specific DNA binding. NCBI's taxonomy places the organism in Eukaryota, Metazoa, Chordata, Actinopteri, Cyprinodontiformes, Rivulidae. The record is from RefSeq and is a predicted model, not a curated record. Gene Ontology annotation, biological process: regulation of transcription by RNA polymerase II. The transcript is spliced from 4 exons.